UAAUGAACCAGUUGACCUCAAAAUUGAGCAUUCAAAGAAGAAAGCAGGCAGCGUAUAAUAGCGUGUCUAAAAUGAACAGAAAUAUUUGGGAUUUAAGUUAGCCAUCUACUGUACUAUCUUUGAGUAUUUCAUAAUGGCUGGAAGUCGACUUGAGAAGUUCGGGACCGUUUUCACCCGAGUUAGAGAUCUGAUGCGCGCUGGAGUCGUCAAGCAGUCGGACAAGCCGAUAUGGUACGACGUGUACAAGGCCUUUCCUCCCAAGAGAGAACCCCUCUAUGUGAAACCAGUGGCAAAGAUAUAUGGGAAGAAAGUGGUGGUCGUUCCAGACAUCUUCUACAGAGAGGAUGAAAUACGAGCGAAAUUCUACGAGAUGUAUGGGACCGGGCCCAGAGCUUUUGAUCUCUCCAAAGCCAACUUUAUUUCACCGUGCCAAAGAUUCAUACAGAAAUACACUGAGCUGGAGAGCCGUGGAGAGCUUAAGGAGUCAGAGCUGUAUGAGGCAACUGGGAAAGCACUUCUUGCAGAGGGACUUGUGUUGAAGAGAAGGGGUGGUUCCUCGGUGGCACUAGAGACCAGGGAUCCUGUGCUUGGUAUGAAGCUGACAGACAUGCUGGCAGAACAGCAGAUAGAAACACCUGGUGAGGUGCCUGAUGAACAGACACCCACUCAUCCCAUUCAACAGUGACACAUGGAAUUUAAUCACAGAGACAUUCACUUUGCUACUCAAUGAACAAUGAAACCUUUCUAAUCUAUGUACAAAAAAUUGUACCGUGUGGCUUCAUUUUGUUCUGCUUGCCUGUGUGGUCCUGAAUAAGUACAAAGGCGUGGAAAAGUUAUUUAAUUAUUUAUGUUAGGUUACAUUGGCCUGUGUGCACAAAUGUAAAAUGUGUGUGGCUAAGAUAUUUGAUGUGGACAAUACUGACCAGGACAGCUGUUUAAAAUGUUGGUUUUCCUUCUCAGUUUCUCAUGCAUCACAACCACCAUAUUAAACAUAUUAAACCCCUGA
Molecule: messenger RNA, 1006 nt
Organism: Hypomesus transpacificus
Lineage: Eukaryota; Metazoa; Chordata; Actinopteri; Osmeriformes; Osmeridae
Gene: mrps23
Product: mitochondrial ribosomal protein S23
Exons: 5
Coding region: 134-685 (183 amino acids)
Biological process (GO): translation
Cellular component (GO): mitochondrion; ribosome
Molecular function (GO): structural constituent of ribosome
Source: RefSeq, a predicted model, not a curated record